AUGCACGCUCCCAGCAUCGUCACUGUCCUCGCCGCCCUCCCCGCGGCCAUGGCUUGCCUCGGCUACACCGGUGGUGUUCCCAAGGCUACUGGCAGCAAGUCUCUGAGCGCCCCCAAGACCCUCAAGAAGGGUGAGGUUUUCGAUGCCGGCUGGGUCCGGUACGACCGUGGUGUGAAGUGCUCUGGUCAGGCUGAGGGUGGUUCCAAGGACGCCGUCUUCAUCCUCGAGGAGGGUGCCACUCUCCGCAACGUCAUCAUCGGUGCCAACCAGCGUGAGGGUAUCCACUGCAAGGGCUCCUGCAACAUCGAGUUCGCCUGGUUCGAGGAUGUCUGCGAGGAUGCCAUCUCCAUCCUUGGCAGCGGCACUGCCAACAUCAUCGGUGGUGGUGCUUACCACGCCUCCGACAAGGUCAUCCAGCACAACGGUUGCGGUCACGUCAACAUUGUCAACUUCUACGCCAACGACUACGGCAAGGUCUACCGAUCUUGCGGUAACUGCAAGGGCAACACCAACUGCAAGCGCUCCGUGCACAUGGAGGGCACCACCGCCGUCAAGGGUGGUGAGCUCAUUGGCAUCAACACCAACUACGGUGACAAGGCCACCUACUCCAACAACUGCUACCCUAAGACCCAGUGCCAGGGUUACAAGGGCUGCGACAAGUCCAAGGGCGAGUGCGAGCCCUCCAAGGCCGCCAAGUGCUAAAUGACUCGUUGACGGGCAGUGCGCUUUGAGUUGUUCGUUUUAAUUCUUCUUUGAUACCGUUGCCGGCAUCUAUGUAUCUGUUUAUACACUAUAGAAUGGUGGAUCGCUACCUGUACAUAUUACCUUAGCGAAGUACAUAAAAAGAGUUGAGCAGGCUUGGUCCUGCGUGUGUCUAAGAUUGUUUCACUCGAUAUUGCAAUGUGACCCAGCUUAUAAUUGUUCUUGCUCCACUGGGAUGAAUGGCGACACGACUUAGAACUCUCAUCGCCUCCCCUUCCGUGCUAUUGACUCCCCUCUACUUGUAAUAACGGGAU
This is a messenger RNA of Fusarium vanettenii 77-13-4, 1016 nucleotides long. RefSeq names its product polysaccharide lyase family 3. Bases 1 to 702 code for a protein of 233 amino acids. Gene Ontology annotation, molecular function: pectate lyase activity. Gene Ontology annotation, biological process: pectin catabolic process. The transcript has 2 exons. NCBI's taxonomy places the organism in Eukaryota, Fungi, Ascomycota, Sordariomycetes, Hypocreales, Nectriaceae. Gene Ontology annotation, cellular component: extracellular region. The record is from RefSeq and is a predicted model, not a curated record.